Molecule: messenger RNA, 1214 nt
Organism: Phanerochaete carnosa HHB-10118-sp
Lineage: Eukaryota; Fungi; Basidiomycota; Agaricomycetes; Polyporales; Phanerochaetaceae
Exons: 11
Coding region: 292-1065 (257 amino acids)
Source: RefSeq, a predicted model, not a curated record
GAAGUGGAUUCUGCUGUGGAUCUCUCGCUGUGACGACUGCUCCUAUUUUGGUAUAUAGUAACAUCCGACAUUCAGCAGCGGCAGCGGUCUUAAUAACCCAUGUCGGCCAAAUUGCCUCUCACUUGGCAAAGGCCGUCCAUAUGGCGACGACGGAUGUCAACACUUCUGGCUGACGAAGCGCUGCUAGCACCCAUAAGGUGCCAACCGAGUCGGCGUUCAGCUAAGACGCUCACGGUCGUCGCUCGCUGAGAAGCUGAGCCAUCCUUCCCUUCCGUCGUGCCUAGUUCAAGCAUGGCCCUUCCGAUGGCAACAACAGAUCUCAUAGGCACACUAGCAGAAAUAAUGUGCUAUGGGAUGUACUUUGUACUUUUUCUUCAGCUUCUCCGCGUGCUCUAUGCGAGACAUCAGGCACGCAGGCCGAUAGUGAACCUCCUUGCCAUCGCGCUGUUGAUAUUUUCUCUAAUCACUGCGCACCUAUCGCUGCAGAUUCAUCGCAUACUUCAGGCAUUUACGGAUCACAUGGAUGUGGCGAACGCCCCGACAACAUAUUAUGACACGCUUAGCGCGCGAGCGAGUGCCACGAAGGCUUCCAUCUAUACGACGCUGACCAUUGUCUGUGAUGCUAUCAUGGUUUAUCGGGUGUUUGUUGUUUAUGAACGCAGAUGGUCCGUGACAGUCAUUCCUUUUGUGCUGUUGCUGGCCAACAUUGCAGUGGCCGCAUGGUACACGUGGAGUGUCUCACAGGUCAAUUCAUUACAACCCAUGAAGCGUGCAGUUAUACGAAUCAACUGCUUCUUCAGCGCUGUGACUCUAAUAUUGAAUCUCAUGUGUACAGUCAUGAUAUCAUGGAAGAUUUGGACCAUUCAUAGGGAACUGCCAGGACCCGCUGUGGCAGGAAUCCGCGUCAUGGGAGUUGCUACUGUAAUCAUUGAGUCAGCGGCAAUCUACUCUUGCGUUCUCGUCGCACUCAUCGUGACGAGCACUCUGCGAACGACCGGACUGUGGACAGUCCUAGACCCAGUACGUUCAAGACUCACUGUGCGCCCUCUCUCCUCCCGAUUCUGAGCUUUCAUGGUUCAGAUAUGCCCCGUAAUCGGGAUGAUCUUCUCUGCUUUGAUGGUUCGCGCGUCAAGGGAAUACCGCAAUGACACCCUCAUGAGCGAGGAUAUAUCUCUUCCGACGUAAUUUAAGUCAUAAUGAUCAAACCGACAGUG